AUGCCGGUUGAUAGCGCUUCCGAUGUCGCGGACGCCCUAGUACGCAAGUACUCCGAAGGAAACAAUGUCCUUACAAAUGUCUUUGCGGCCUUUGCUGCAAUUGCCUGGCACAAUGCCAUUGAAGUCAUUAUUCUGUGCUUUGCAUCAUUUAAGCGGCGUCGUGGAUGCUACUUCUGGAGUUUGCUUAUUUCGUCCGCGGCUAUUAUCCCCCAUUGUCUCGGCUACGUUCUCCUCUUCUUCCCAACCGGCGUCUCAUCCUACGUUUGCGUGACCUUGAUUAUCUUGGGUUGGAUUCCAAUGAUCACAGGCCAAUCGAUGGUCCUCUGGUCUCGUCUACACUUAGUGCUGCAGAAUUCGAAAAUCCUCUGGGGAGUUCUAGGCAUGAUCAUCAUCAAUGCGAUCUGCCUCCAGAUCCCGACAACAGUGUUACUCUACGGAACUGUGGCAGAACCGACCAGUGCCUUCGCAAAUGGAUACAACAUCAUGGAACGAAUUCAGCUCGUCGGGUUUUGUGUCCAGGAAUUGAUCAUCUCCGGUCUCUAUGUCUGGGAGACGGGGAAAUUGCUACGUCUUCGUCCACAAGGCCGACCACAUGGCAUUCUGCUUCAACUUUUAGCGAUAAACAUCGUCAUUCUUGUCCUUGAUGUGGCCGUCGUCGCCAUCGAAUAUAUCGGCUAUUAUGCUGUGCAGGUCAUGUUCAAGCCUGUGACCUACGGGAUUAAACUGAAACUAGAAUACGCAAUCCUUGGAAAACUCGUCGCUAUCGCUCGAGGAUCAUACCAAGAUGAGCUGCCCUCCAGCUCUCAGGAUAUCAUAUCGUUCCCUUCCUCUCAGAUAUCGCCGUCGAAUACCGACUCUCGCCGAAACAUUCAUCAACAGUACAGCGUUCCCUGGUUCAUGCAGAGAUCGCAUCCCUCUACCUAUACAUCUACAGGGAACUGA
Penicillium malachiteum is the source of this 942-nucleotide messenger RNA. RefSeq lists its product as uncharacterized. The record is from RefSeq and is a predicted model, not a curated record. Bases 1 to 942 code for a protein of 313 amino acids. Lineage: Eukaryota; Fungi; Ascomycota; Eurotiomycetes; Eurotiales; Aspergillaceae. The transcript has a single exon.